CAUGUAUGUGUGGGGAGCUUGUUGUUAGCGGUAUAGCUAUCUGCCAGCGCUUGUUUUAUUCCUUAAACUUAAAACGGUGUCACAGUUAAGGCUUCUAACGCUGACAAAUGGAUGUUGGAGAGCUCCUGAACUAUCAGCCUGAUAGAGGAGCAAAGCGUCCCAGGCAGGAUGAUGGAGGAGCAGCAGGAGGAGAGGAGGACUCCAGGGGAGGGAAGCUGCAGAAAGGGCUGGGUGCCAGGGAGUUGGCCAGAUACCGGGAAGGUGCAGCAGGGGUUGGAGGAGGGGUUGAAGGAGGGGUUGAGAUGAGGGAUACUGAUGACCUGACUGGAGACAAGAAGAAGAUCCUGGAGAAACUGAUGGACCAGGAUGAAGAUGAACCUGAGGCAGAGCCGGUGGAUGAGAGUUCAGUGAAGAAAAUGAUCCUGACCUUUGAGAAACGAUCAUACAAGAAUCAGGAACUGAGGAUUAAGUUCCCGGAAAAUCCAGAGAAGUUCAUGGAGUCAGAGCUGGAUCUGAACGACAUUAUCCAGGAAAUGCACGUGAUCGCCACAAUGCCCGAUCUCUACCACCUGCUGGUGGAGCUUAAUGCCGUCCACUCGCUGCUCGGCCUCCUCAGUCAUGAAAACACUGAUGUUGCCAUAGCAGUGGUGGACCUGCUGCAGGAGCUGACAGAUAUCGACACACUCCACGAGAGCGAGGAGGGUGCUGAGGUGCUCAUAGAUGCUCUGCUGGAGGGACAGGUGGUGGCCUUGCUGGUGCAGAAUAUGGAGCGGCUGGAUGAACAGGUGAAAGAGGAGGCUGACGGCGUCUACAACACACUGGCUAUCAUAGAAAACAUGGCAGAGUUCAGACCAGGCCUGUGUGCUGAGGCAGCCCAGCAGGGACUCAUGCAGUGGCUGCUCAAGAGAAUUAAGGCAAAGAUGCCGUUUGAUGCUAACAAGCUGUACUGCAGUGAAAUCCUGGCUAUCCUGCUGCAAAACAAUGACAAUACCAGAGAACUAUUGGGUGAGAUGGAUGGUAUUGAUGUGCUACUGCAGCAACUUUCUGUGUUUAAACGUCACAACCCGUCCACGGCUGAGGAGCAGGAGAUGAUGGAGAACCUCUUCGAUGCUCUGUGCUCCUGCCUCAUGCUGCCCACCAAUCGGGACCGCUUCCUCAGAGGGGAAGGGCUUCAGCUAAUGAACCUCAUGCUCAGAGAAAAGAAAAUGUCUCGAACCAGUGCUCUGAAGGUCCUGGACCAUGGGAUGAUUGGACCAGAGGGAGCCGAUAACUGCCAUAAGUUUGUGGACAUCCUGGGCCUGCGAACCAUCUUUCCACUUUUUAUGAAAACCCCCAAGAAGAUGAAGAAAACUGGCACAUCCGAGAAGGAGCAUGAAGAGCACGUCUGCUCCAUCAUCGCCUCCAUGCUGAGAAAUCUCAAGUCCCAACAGAGAAGCAGACUCCUCAACAAGUUCACAGAGAACGACUGUGAGAAGGUUGACCGACUGAUGGAGCUGCAUUUUAAGUACCUGGAGGCUGUUCAGCAGGCUGACAAGAGGAUCGAAGGAGAGAAGCAUGAAAUGGUUCGUCGCGGGGAGAUCCUGGAUGACAGCAUGGAGGACGAGUUCUACCUUCGCCGACUGGAUGCCGGACUGUUCGUCCUUCAGUUGAUCUGCUACAUCAUGGUGGAGAUCAGCAACUCUGGGAUCUCACAGCUGCAGCAGAGAGUCCAUCAAAUUCUCAACCUUCGAGGAGGCUCUGUCAAAGUCGUCCGCCACAUCAUGAGAGAGUACGCAGAGAGCAUCGGAGAUGGGAAGAGUGACGAGUUCAAAGAAACAGAGCGGAAGAGGAUCAUGGACCUCGUAGACAACUUCUAAUCUCAGUUUUUCUCUUUCUCUCUCUCACACGAACACAACGUUCUUACUAUAGAAACAGCAGGAGUUAAUCUUUGAGAGCAGAGUACUGUAGAUUGACUGAAACACACAGCAAACAGGAGACGGACUCAGAGCUGCAGUGCUGUCUGUUUUCUGUACUGUGGUGUUGAACACUGCAGGAUAAUUACGGACAGACUUUAACUCUCCCACUUUACCUGGUUUGUUUGUUUUGGAUUUUGUGUGUAAAAUAUUUUCUAAUAAAACAUUUGGUAAUAAAAUCUUGA
This is a messenger RNA of Toxotes jaculatrix (banded archerfish), 2137 nucleotides long. RefSeq names its product catenin, beta like 1 (gene ctnnbl1). Lineage: Eukaryota; Metazoa; Chordata; Actinopteri; Toxotidae. The record is from RefSeq and is a predicted model, not a curated record. Gene Ontology annotation, cellular component: spliceosomal complex. The transcript is spliced from 16 exons. Bases 108 to 1856 code for a protein of 582 amino acids.